Amaranthus tricolor (Joseph's coat) is the source of this 842-nucleotide messenger RNA. Its product is annotated as photosystem II reaction center W protein, chloroplastic-like. NCBI's taxonomy places the organism in Eukaryota, Viridiplantae, Streptophyta, Magnoliopsida, Caryophyllales, Amaranthaceae. Gene Ontology annotation, cellular component: chloroplast; photosystem II. The coding region runs from base 279 to 689 and encodes 136 amino acids. Gene Ontology annotation, biological process: photosynthesis. The transcript is spliced from 2 exons. The record is from RefSeq and is a predicted model, not a curated record.
UUUCCAACAAUUUUUGUGGUGCCACCUAGGAGUGACAAAAAAGGAUGAUAAGACACGUGGAGCAAAUGAGUUGGUUGAUUGUUGAUAAAGGAUAUGAAAAUGAGGGGCAUCAAUCAAUCUACUUGUAGACUCUAGUAUCAGUGUUAUGUGGUUCACCUUCACACUUCACUGAAUCAACAAAUAUAAUCUCUACUUACAUUUUUGAGUUUUGCACACUCUUUUCAGCUAAUUCUUCAAAAGUAGCACUUGCUCUAAGAGAAAACAAAAGAAGAUAAAAUAUGGCCUCCAUUACUGCCAGUUCUUCAGCUUCUUUAGUUGCUCGUGCUAGUCUUGUGCACAACUCUAGGGUUUCACUUUCGUCUUCACCCAUUCUUGGAUUACCAGCAAUAACAAAGAAAGGCAAGGUAAGAUGCUCAAUUGAGAGCAAAGCAUCCAGCCAAGAAAGCAGCUCAACAAAGAAGGGAAUGGGUGGCUCAUUGCUAGCUGCUGCGGCUGCCGCUACCAUGUCAAGCCCAGCAAUGGCUCUUGUUGAUGAGAGAAUGAGCACCGAAGGAACUGGUCUUCCUUUUGGGUUGAGCAACAACCUUCUUGGUUGGAUCCUUUUGGGUGUUUUUGGUCUCAUUUGGGCUCUUUACUUUGUCUAUGUUUCUGGUCUUGACGAGGAUGAGGAAUCUGGAUUGUCCCUUUAAAUCUAAUUCAUUAUCCAACCAUAUGUAUUUUGAUCAUUUGAUGUGAAUGCAAUCCAUAUUUGGUAAACUUUUUAUGUUCAUUGUAGAAAUGACAAGAAAUUAUGGUUUAUUAAGUUUAUUGUAAGAUGAGUAUUACCUUUGUCUUUUGGCUUA